Tetrapisispora phaffii CBS 4417 is the source of this 1485-nucleotide messenger RNA. It is a transcript of the gene PKP2, whose product is annotated as protein kinase PKP2. Gene Ontology annotation, molecular function: pyruvate dehydrogenase (acetyl-transferring) kinase activity. Gene Ontology annotation, cellular component: mitochondrion. Gene Ontology annotation, biological process: regulation of glucose metabolic process; protein phosphorylation. The transcript has a single exon. Lineage: Eukaryota; Fungi; Ascomycota; Saccharomycetes; Saccharomycetales; Saccharomycetaceae. The record is from RefSeq and is a predicted model, not a curated record. The coding region runs from base 1 to 1485 and encodes 494 amino acids.
AUGUAUGGCUUUAAAUUGAAAAAUUGUCAUAGGAUUAGUAUACGAUGCUCACAUUCAAUUCGAACUCCAAAUGUUUCCCAAAUUCCUGAUUUCACUAAGUAUUCGCCUAUUAAACCAAUCAAUGAGGAGUUAGUACGAUAUAUCGAAAGUACAAUGGGUGCUUAUCAACCUAGAUCGAAACAUGUCAAUCAACAACAUUACUACCAUAAUAGGACAAUCUUACUAAAUGAUUACUUAAAGAAGGCUCCACAUGCAAUGUCGUUGAUGCAAUUGGCACAAUAUUAUGAUGAUUCAACAACAUUGACCAAACAAAAAAUUAUAAAUUCAGGGAUUUUCGUCAAGGAGGAACUAUGUAUAAGAAUUGCCCAUCAGAUAUAUAAGUUACAACAGUUACCAUUUGCUGUUACAAAUAAUUUCCACUUUCAACAGGUUUAUGAGUCGUAUUAUAAUAUUUUUGAAAGGUUUAGAAAGUUUCCCGCUAUACGUACACUGGAAGAUAAUCAUAAGUUUACAGAAUUUUUAUCAUUAAUUUUGCAAGAUUUUAAUUCUUUGAAUUUACCUCAUAUGAUUAUGGGUGCCCUAGAAUGCAUAAUAUUAGACUUAUAUCCCAAGGAUAAGAUGGAUGAGUUGCUUUCGCAACUAAUACGGGCUCGUAUAUCAAGGAGAUUGAUUGUUGAAGAGCACAUUGGUUUAACAACAAACUUUGCUAGUGGGAAAAAGAAAAAUGCCCUGGUUUUGGGGGAUAUAUUCCAGGAAUGUUCUGCAUACGAUUUCUUAAUAGCCGCUAAGAACUCUUGUGAACAUGCAGUGAGGACAAUGUAUUUUGAUAGCAUGCCGAUGCCGGAAUUUAUCAUCGAAGGACAUAGAGACCUUAAAUUUUAUUUCUUACCAGCCCAUCUCAAAUAUAUAUUAAGUGAGAUAUUAAGAAAUACAUAUGAAGCUACAAUUAAGGAAUAUAUCAGAAUGGGUCUGGAUAAACCUAAUGAAAUAAAAGUAACCAUAAUAAAAAAUGAAGAAUCAUAUUUAUUCCGUAUUUCAGAUAAAGCGGGUGGAUUAGAUUACGAUGAUCAAAGUAUAUGGUCAUUUGGUAAGAAUAAAGAAAUGACAGCGAAAUCAUUAGAAAAUUUCCAUAGACUUCCAGGGUUACAGACUGUCUCCAUUUAUGAUUACAUAUACCAGAGUAAAUCCUCAAAAAAUAAAAAUAUAAAAUCGGCCAAAGAUCUAUAUCGACACACUUCUUUACAGUCAAUGAGUGACACCAAUCUGUCAAAGGGCAUCUUCAAAUUUGAAAAACCCCUAAAAGGUUUAUUGGAAAGACCAUUCCGUCAUAAACUAGGAAUAGGUUUAGCUACAUGCAAAGUGUACGCAGAAUAUUGGAAUGGUGAUAUCACAUUACACUCCAUUCCAGGUCAUGGUACAGAUACCGUUCUCAAGCUAGGGAAUUUAAUGAAAAACACAAAAAAAUUACAAUUAGAUAAAGUAUAG